AUGGCAUGUGGGUCAGGGGAUCUUCAGGGCCUUCCCACAUCUCCAUUUUCUUCUGCCAGAUUAGACAAUCAGCUCUAUGUUGAAGGACCCUGGUUCCUGGCCUGCGGUCGCACCAAUGUAUCCUGCAAGAUGGUGAAGGGGAAGCUGGUGGAGGUAGGCAAGUGGCCGUGGCAGGUGAGCAUCCUGUUCCUGGGAGCGUACAUUUGCAGUGGCUCCCUCAUCCACCGCCAGUGGGUCCUCACAGCUGCGCACUGCUUCCAGAGAUCUAAGGACCCCAUACAGUACUCUGUGAUGGUGGGAGUCCAGCACCUUCCAGAAAACGGCACUCAGUUCCCGCUCACUCGCAUCGUGAUUAAUGAGGAUUACAACAAUCGCAUGUCCCAGGACAUUGCCCUACUGAAGCUCAGGGACCCUGUCUCCUGGUCCCCCCUUAUCCAGCCCGUCUGCCUCCCCAACAACAGAUUCAAGCCACCUAUCGGAAGCUCAUGCUGGGUGAUCGGGUGGGGAUUUACAGGAAAAAAAGGGUAACUCUGGCAGCUCCCUUGUCUGCCAAGUGAACAACACCUGGAUUCAGAUGGGUGUGGUGAGCUGGAGCUUUAGCUGUGGCCGGCGCCAUUACCCAGGCAUCUACACCAGCACCUCCUACUUUACCCACUGGAUCAGGACUCAGGUUGCUGACAUGAGGUUCCUCAGUAGGGCUAGCCCUGCUUUCUGGAGCCCAGUCUUCCUCACUGGCUACAUUCUGCUGGUCUCCUUGGGCUCCCUGUGGCUCCUCUAAGCGGUGUUGCCGGGAUAGCCCCUCCCAGAGGCUGCUUCCCUCCCCUCUACUCUUCUCUCAGGAGAAGUAGAGACCAGAGGUUGCACAGGAUGGCAGAGCAGAGUGACCUUGGGGAGGGUCCCAGAGCCAUUGCAUUUUCAGUUGUUCAAUGAAGAUUCUCUAGAACUU
Nycticebus coucang (slow loris) is the source of this 946-nucleotide messenger RNA. RefSeq names its product putative serine protease 46. NCBI's taxonomy places the organism in Eukaryota, Metazoa, Chordata, Mammalia, Primates, Lorisidae. Gene Ontology annotation, biological process: proteolysis. Gene Ontology annotation, molecular function: serine-type endopeptidase activity. Bases 1 to 528 code for a protein of 175 amino acids. The transcript has 4 exons. The record is from RefSeq and is a predicted model, not a curated record.